Messenger RNA from Rotaria socialis, 3030 nucleotides. The record is from the annotation of a GenBank genome assembly. Lineage: Eukaryota; Metazoa; Rotifera; Eurotatoria; Philodinida; Philodinidae.
AUGUUUUCAUGUUGUUGUUAUUGUCAACAAAAACAACAACAAGAAAAUCAUUUUAUAAUUCGUACCAUCGAAAAAUUACCUGUUCAUACAGAAGUUAUUAAUCUUCGACGACUUCUAUUAUCAAACAAUACCACUGAUAGUAUUACUGCUGAUUUUAGUUUGGCUAAACGCGACGAAUUUCCUUAUAUGUUUUUCAUUAUUAAUCAUUCAUCACAAGGAAUAUUAACAAUACGCAAAGAAAUAGAUCGCGAUGAAUUAUGUCGUUUACGUCGUUGUCGUUGUGAUACCUGGUGUGAUUUAGAACUGGAAAUAUUUAUUAAUAUUGAUAAAUAUAAUCUUGAAUACAUAACUAUACGUAUACUAGAUAAAAAUGAUCAUAGUCCACAAUUUUCAAGUUUGAAUAAUCAAUUGAAUUUAACGAUCGUUGAAAGUGCACCCAUUGGAGCUUCGAUUAAACUUGAACCAGCUAUUGACUAUGAUCAAGGACAAAACGGAAUUAUUGGUUACUCAUUGGUAUCAUCGAGUCCUCUUCCAUUUUCUCUACAUUAUGAUCUAAUUCGGAAUGAUUUGAGCCUUGUUGUUGAAAAACAUCUCGAUCGAGAAUUCAUAUCGUCCUAUAAUUUUGAUAUUAUUGCCUACGAUGGUGACAAUCAUACAGGGCUAUUACAUAUUUAUAUCAAUGUCGAUGAUAUUAAUGAUUCAGCACCGAAAUUCAAUCGAUCAACAUAUACAAUAAAUAAUGUGAGCGAGAAUAUUCCUAUUGGAUCGAUUAUUAUUCGAGUACAUGCUACGGAUGAUGAUGAAGGUGUCAAUGCUGAACUAACAUAUCAUUUAAUAAAUCAAGAAAAUUGCUUUGAAAUCGAUCCAAUAACUGGUGAUGUACGUGUUAUAUGUUUAUUAGAUUAUGAAAUCAAAACAACAUAUCAGCUAGAAAUCGAAGCUAUAGAUGCAGGUGAAGGAUCAAAAACUGAUUUUUGCACAUUAAUAAUUCAUUUAAUGGAUGAAAAUGACAAUUAUCCAGUUAUUGAUUUUUAUCCGAAUGAUAUUGAAAUGAAUGUUAAUACAUUGAAAUUAUUUUUAAAUGAAUCACUAUCAAUUAAUUCGUUAAUAUUAUCUUUGUCCGUUAUGGAUCUUGAUUCUGGUGACAAUGGACGUGUGACAUGGAAACUUGAUGGAUCAUCAUCGAUGCCCUUUCAAUUAAUUCGUUUAACUGAAAAUACAGGUGAAUUACGUACAAAAAAUUUACUCGAUCGAGAAUAUAUUUCGGAAUAUUAUUUUACACUCGAAGCAACUGACCAUGGAAAACCAAAACCAAAAGCAACCUAUUUACGUAUACAUAUUAUUGUCCUCGAUGAUAAUGAUAAUAUACCAAAAUUCCGACAAGAAAAUAUUCAUGCUAAAAUAAGUGAACAUACGAAAAUAAGCAGUCCGAAUGGCUAUGAAAUCUAUCGUGUUCAAGCUGAUGACUUUGAUUUAGAUCAAAAUGGAGAAAUUGUUUAUUCAAUUCUCAAUGAAAAUAAUCAUACUAAUCUAUUUCAUAUUGAUCCACAAACAGGAGUUAUUCGAGCUUUGGUAGAAUUCGAUCGACAACAACAAGAUACGUAUUUGUUAAAUAUUCAAGCCAGAGAUAAAGGCUCAUCGCCGUUAUCAUCUGAUACAACAAUAACAUUUACUAUUGUUCCUCUUAAUGAACAUUCGCCUAUAUGCGAUAUUGACAAUAAAAAUUUGUCAUUAUCAAUAAUCGAAAACAGUAAAGAAGGCACAAUCAUCGGCACCAUAUCAUGCCGAGAUGAUGAUAAAGAUGAAAACAAUGGACAGAUCAGUGUAGCAUCACGAUGGUGGCCAGAUGAAAAGGAAGAUAACAAAAUUAAAUCUAAUAUUCCAUUUGAAAUCAUCAUUCAGAAAAGUAAUUUAUCGGAGUCGACUAUUCAAGUUAUGAUUAUGGUCAAUGGUUUAAUAGAUCGCGAAUUAAUAUCUUCGUAUCCAUUGCUACUAAUUGUAUCCGAUCAUGGCAAUCCGCCAAAAUCAACCAACGUAUCCUUGUUAAUUGAAGUUCUCGAUGAAAAUGAUAAUUGUCCACAAUUACACAUUGAAACAACAUUUCUAAUGAUUAAUCGUGAUAUAACAAAAAAGAAAUUUCUAAUGCAUCUCAUCGCAUCCGAUAAUGAUCAAGAUGCAAAUGGAGAAAUCACGUUUGAAUUAUCACCAUCAACGUCACCGUCAUUUGUCGUUUUACAUUCAAAUGGAACUUUAGUGGUACAAACAAGCUCAAAUUUAAUUCAAGAUGAUUCAUUGGUUAACCUUCAUGUACAAAUACGUGAUCAUGGCGAGCCUAUCCCAUGUCUUAUUGUUGAAACGUUACGUUUAUUUAUUGGCUCAAAUCGAACAGAUUGGUUCAAUGUUUUGAAAAAAUACAAUAGUUACGAUGAAGCAUCACUGCGUCUUGCAACAGAACAAGUUCAGCAAGGUAAACGUAUGGUCCAUUCAUUUUCUACUCAAUCAACAUCUGGAUCUUUCCUACCGAAAAAUUCAUUAUACAUAACUUCAUUGAAAACUCGUAAACAAAUAUUUACAAUAUUUAUUGGCUCAUCUAUACUUAUAUUUAUUGUUAUAAUAACAAUAAUUUUAUGUUUUGCCGAUCGUUUACAUAAGAAAAUUAAAAGUAAAAAUUCCCUUAUCAAAACAAAUGGUAUGAUUAAUGCUAGUCCAUAUAUGUUAACAAACGGUAAACGUAUGGCUAAUUCGUCGCCGACAAAAACACGAUAUUGUUAUGAAGACGGAUCACCUGCACAUCAUUAUACAAGUUUAAAAUCCAUAAAACCCAUUAUUAUUGUUGCUUCAUCGAGUUCUCAAUCAUCUUCAUCAUCUGUUGGCUCAACAGCAUGUGGGAAUACUGCAUAUAGUCGUGUAAUGAAUACAACAUGUUCAUAUACGGCUAUUGAAACCAGCGAUGAAUUAAUGCCAAUUGAAUUUGAUGAUAAUCAUGAUGAUAUUCAUAGCGGAGUUGAAUUGAUGAUGACUACUGUUUAA